Erinaceus europaeus (western European hedgehog) is the source of this 7766-nucleotide messenger RNA. RefSeq names its product amylo-alpha-1, 6-glucosidase, 4-alpha-glucanotransferase (gene AGL). Gene Ontology annotation, biological process: glycogen catabolic process; glycogen biosynthetic process. Gene Ontology annotation, molecular function: amylo-alpha-1,6-glucosidase activity; 4-alpha-glucanotransferase activity. Lineage: Eukaryota; Metazoa; Chordata; Mammalia; Eulipotyphla; Erinaceidae. The record is from RefSeq and is a predicted model, not a curated record. The transcript has 34 exons. Bases 403 to 5004 code for a protein of 1533 amino acids.
AGCGGUGGGGAGAGCCAGUCCGGAACCUACCGGAAGUCAGCGAGAGAGCCUAUGUGCUUUCCCUGGGACUGUGGGGCUCGGACUCCAGGAGGGUCGAGGGUCUCUUGGGAGACCUGCACUGGGCGGGGUCACAGAGAAGCUGCCUGCCACUCAAAGAGCAGCCGGCCUGGUCCGGGCUGCGGCCGCCCCUCCCUUUGCCCUUCGCGGCACCCGGCCCGGGUCUGGGGCUGCUUUUCUGCGCCCGGAGCUGCCAGCCUUUCCCUUUGGCCCGAUUCUAGCAGCAGAGCGGCGCCCCCGCGGGGUCCCAGUAGCCGCACUUAGUCCCUUGAUCCGUGGGUAACUCAUUCAAUUUCGGAGUUCUUUUAAUUCUUCUGAAAGAUUUCAAAUCCUGUAGGAACCAAAAUGGGACACAGUAAGCAGAUUAGAAUUUUGCUUCUGAACGAAAUGGAAAAGCUGGAAAAGACUCUCUUCAGACUUGAGCAAGGAUUUGAACUACAGUUCCGAUUAGGCCCAACUUUACAGGGGAAAGCAGUUACCGUGUAUACUAAUUACCCAUUUCCUGGAGAAACAUUUAAUCGAGAAAAAUUCCGUUCUCUGGAAUGGGAAAAUCCAGCAGAAAGAGAAGAUGAUUCUGACAAAUACUGUAAACUUAACCUUCAACAAGCUGGAUCAUAUCAGUAUUACUUUCUUCAAGAAAAUGAGAAAAGUGGUGGGGGUUACAUAGUUGUGGAUCCUAUUUUACGUGUUGGUGCUGAUAAUUGUGUGUUGCCCUUGGACUGUGUUACUCUCCAGACAUAUUUAGCAAAGUGUUUGGGACCCUUUGAUGAAUGGGAAAGCAGACUUCGAGUUGCCAGAGAAUCAGGUUACAACAUGAUUCACUUUACCCCUUUGCAAACUCUUGGACUGUCUAGGUCAUGCUACUCCCUUGCUGAUCAGUUAGAAUUAAAUCCUGACUUCUCAAGGCCUAAUAAAAAGUAUACUUGGAAUGAUGUUGGACAGUUAGUAGAAAAAUUGAAAAAAGAAUGGAAUAUUCUUUGUAUUACUGAUGUUGUCUACAAUCACACAGCUGCUAAUAGUAAAUGGAUCCAAGAACAUCCAGAAAGUGCAUAUAAUCUCGUAAAUUCUCCACAUUUAAAACCUGCUUGGGUCUUAGACAGAGCACUUUGGCAUUUAUCCUGUGAUGUUGCAGAUGGGAAAUACAAAGAACAAGGAGUACCUGCAUUGAUUGAAAAUGAUCACCAGAUGAAUUGCAUUCGGAAAAUAAUUUGGGAGGAUAUUUUUCCAAAGAUUCAACUCUGGGAAUUUUACCAAGUAGAUGUUUACAAAGCAGUUGAGCAAUUUAGAGGACUUCUUAUGCAAGGAAAUAGGAAAAUAGCAACAAUAUCUGAUCCACAGCAACACCUUAAGAUUAUUCAGGAUACUGAAUAUAGACGGCUUGGAUGCACCGUAGAUAUGAACAUUGCUCUAGCGACUUUCAUACCACAUGACAAUGGGCCAGCUGCAAUUGAUGAAUGCUGUAAUUGGUUCCGCAAGCGAAUUGAGGAAUUAAAUUCAGAGAAGCAUCAAGUCGUGAACUAUCAUCAGGAACAGGCAGUAAAUUGUCUUUUGGGAAAUGUGUUUUAUGAACGGCUUGCUGGCCAUGGUCCAAAACUAGGACCUGUUACAAGAAAAUAUCCUUUAGUUACCAGCUACUUCACUUACCCAUUUGAAGAAAUGACCCUCUCAGCAGAAGAAUCUUUGAUUCACGUGCCAAAUAAAGCCUGUUUUCUGAUGGCACAUAAUGGGUGGGUAAUGGGAGAUGAUCCUCUUCGAAAUUUCGCUGAACCAGGUUCAGAAGUUUAUCUGAGAAGAGAACUCAUUUGUUGGGGAGACAGCGUUAAAUUACGCUAUGGGAAUAAACCAGAAGACUGUCCUUAUCUCUGGGCACACAUGAAAAAAUACACUGAAAUAACUGCAACUUAUUUCCAGGGAGUACGUCUUGAUAACUGCCAUUCAACACCUCUUCAUGUAGCUGAGUACAUGUUGGAUGCUGCUAGGAAAUUGCAACCCAAUUUAUAUGUAGUAGCUGAACUGUUCACUGGAAAUGAAGACCUGGACAAUAUCUUUGUUACUAGACUGGGCAUUAGUUCCUUAAUAAGAGAGGCUAUGAGUGCCUAUAAUAGUCAUGAAGAGGGCAGAUUAGUUUACCGAUAUGGAGGAGAACCUGUGGGAUCCUUUGUUCAGCCCUGUUUGAGGCCUUUAAUGCCAGCUAUUGCACAUGCCCUGUUUAUGGACAUUACCCACGACAAUGAAUGUCCUAUUGUGCAUAGGUCAGCCUACGAUGCUCUCCCAAGCUCCACAAUUGUUUCUAUGGCCUGUUGUGCUAGUGGGAGCACUAAGGGAUAUGAUGAAUUAGUGCCUCAUCAGAUUUCAGUAGUUUCUGAAGAACGGUUUUAUACUAAAUGGAACCCUGGAGCAGAGCCCUCAAAUACAAGUGAAGUUAAUUUCCAGAGUGGAAUUAUUGCAGCCAGGUGUGCUAUCAAUAAACUACAUCAAGAGCUCGGGGCUAAGGGUUUUAUUCAGGUGUAUGUAGAUCAGGUUGAUGAAGACAUAGUGGCAGUAACAAGACACUCCCCUAGUAUCCAUCAGUCUGUUGUGGCUGUGUCUAGAACUGCUUUCAGGAAUCCCAAGACUUCAUUUUACAGCAAAGAAGUGCCUCAAAUGUGUAUUCCCGGAAAAAUUGAAGAAGUAGUUCUUGAAGCUAGAACUAUUGAAAGAAACACACAACCUUAUAGAAAAAAUGAAAAUUUCAUCAAUGGAAUGCCAAACAUCACAGUAGACAUUAGAGAACAUAUUCAGCUUAAGGAAAGUAAAAUUGUUAAACAAGCUGGAAUUGCCACAAAAGGACACAAUGAAUAUAUCCAAGAAAUAGAAUUUGAAAACUUAUCUCCAGGAAGUAUUAUUGUCUUCAGAGUUAGUCUUGAUCCACAUGCACAAGUUGCUGUUGGAAUUCUUCGAAAUCAUCUGACGCAGUUUAGUCCUCAUUUUAAAUCGGGAAGCCUUGUUGUUGAUAAUGCAGAUCCGAUAUUAAAACUUCCUUUUGCUUCUAUUGCCUCUAAAUUAACUUUAGCUGAGCUAAAUCAAGUACUUUAUCGAUGUGAAUCAGAAGAACAAGAAGAUGGUGGAGGGUGUUAUAACAUACCCAACUGGUCAUCUCUAAAAUAUGCAGGUCUUCAAGGAUUAAUGUCUGUAUUGGCAGAAAUAAGACCAAAAAAUGACUUAGGCCAUCCCUUUUGUGAUAAUUUAAGAUCUGGAGACUGGAUGAUUGACUAUGUCAGUAAUCGGCUAAUUGCACGAUCAGGAAACAUUGUUGAAGUUGGUAAAUGGUUGCAGGCUAUGUUCUUCUACCUGAAGCAGAUCCCACGUUAUCUUAUCCCCUGUUACUUCGAUGCUAUAUUAAUUGGUGCAUACACCACUCUUCUGGAUAUAGCAUGGAAGCAGAUGUCAAGUUUUGUUCAGAAUGGCUCUACAUUUGUGAAGCAUCUUGCAUUAGGUUCCGUUCAGAUGUGUGGAGUGGGAAAAUUCCCUUCUCUGCCAAUUCUUUCACCUUCUCUUACGGAUAUACCAUAUAGGCUCAAUGAAAUCACAAAGGAAAAGGAGCAGUGCUGUGUGUCCAUAGCUGCAGGUCUACCUCAUUUUUCUUCAGGCCUUUUCCGCUCUUGGGGAAGGGAUACUUUUAUUGCACUUAGAGGCAUACUGCUGAUCACUGGACGCUAUUUAGAGGCCAGGAAUAUUAUUUUAGCGUAUGCUGCUACCCUGAGACAUGGGCUCAUCCCUAAUCUACUUGGUGAAGGAACUUAUGCCAGAUACAAUUGUCGGGAUGCUGUAUGGUGGUGGCUACAGUGUAUUCAAGAUUACUGCAAAAUGGCUCCAAAUGGUCUGGACAUUCUUAAGUGCCCAGUUUCCAGAAUGUAUCCUACAGAUGACUCUGCUCCUUUGUCUGCUGGCAUAUUGGAUCAGCCAUUGUUUGAAGUAAUACAGGAAGCUAUGCAAAGACAUAUACAGGGCAUACAAUUUCGAGAAAGGAAUGCUGGGCCACAGAUAGAUCGAAACAUGAAAGAUGAAGGUUUUAAUAUAACUGCAGGGGUUAAUGAAGAAACAGGAUUUGUUUAUGGAGGAAAUCGCUUUAACUGUGGCACAUGGAUGGAUAAGAUGGGAGAAAGUGACAGAGCUAGAAACAGGGGAAUUCCAGCCACUCCAAGAGAUGGAUCUGCUGUUGAAAUUGUGGGCCUGAGUAAAUCUACCAUUCGUUGGUUGCUAGAAUUAUCUCAAAAAAAUAUUUUCCCUUACCGUGAAGUCACAGUAAAAAGACAUGGAAAGGUGGUCACAGUUUCAUAUGAAGAAUGGAACAGAAGGAUACAAGACAACUUCGAAAAGCUCUUUUAUGUGUCAGAAGAUCCUUCAGAUUUGAAUGAAAAACAUCCUAAUCUGGUUCAUAAACGUGGCAUAUACAAAGACAGCUAUGGUGCUUCAAGCCCUUGGUGUGACUAUCAGCUCAGACCUAAUUUUACCAUCGCAAUGGUUGUAGCUCCUGAACUAUUUACUGCAGAAAAAGCAUGGAAAGCUUUGGAAAUUGCAGAGAAGAAGUUACUUGGUCCUCUUGGCAUGAAAACUUUAGAUCCAGAUGACAUGGUCUACUGUGGAAUUUAUGACAAUGCUUUAGAUAAUGACAACUAUAAUCUUGCUAAAGGUUUCAACUAUCACCAAGGACCUGAAUGGCUAUGGCCCAUUGGGUAUUUUCUUCGUGCAAAACUGUAUUUUUCCAAAUUGAUGGGUCCGGAGACUAAUGCAAAGACUAUAUUUUUAGUAAAAAAUGUUCUUUCCCGACAUUAUGUUCAUCUUGAGAGAUCACCUUGGAAAGGACUUCCAGAACUGACCAAUGAGAACGGCCAGUACUGUCCUUUCAGCUGUGAAACUCAAGCCUGGUCAAUUAGUUCUGUUCUUGAAAUACUCUAUGACUUGUAGUGGAUUCAUAUUUAUUCGAAUACAAUGAUUGUAUUGUAGAAUGCAAGAUCGCAGUAUACUAUAAAUACCUGAUGAGCACUGGUUCUAGUCACCUAAAAAUUUUCAUAUAGCAUAAAUAUCUAAUUAGGUAAGACUGUAGAAGUACUGAGUUGUUGUUUUUAAUGUGCAAGUGAAGCUUUUCAUUUGAGUCAUAAAGAAAAAUUGUCAUUGCCAGUAGAAUUGUUUUUAAUUCAAAAAAUAUUCUUCAAACUGCCUAGAAGUGUAAAGGUUAAAAUCCAGAGUUUGAAAAAGAAAAUUCAUGUAACUGUUUACUUGUACAUAAGUGAAAAUAAAAGAUGAUAGUAUAAUAAUGAAAGAAAUUUUAAAGGGGUAUAUGCCAUAUAUUUUCUUCUACUACAAUAUAUAUUAGAUAGGCUGUAUUUAAUUAAUAUUUUCUCCUGCUAUAUUAUUCCUAGCACCUCCCAACUAAAUUGAGGAAAUAUUAAAUGUACUGAUGUUCACAACAUGUUCUUACUUUUUCACUGAUAUAUUAAUAUGUUUUUAAUAUAAUCAGUGUAUACCAAAAUGAAUCCUAACAUGAUUGACUUGCCCUAAUUACGCAUAGGAAAUUUGGAAGAAAAAAGCAUUCUAUUAGUCUUAACAUAAUUAAUAGCUUUUCUAUUAGUCUUAACAUAAUUAACAUAUCCAUAAUGCAGAUUGUUAGACAUAUUUCUGAGAAUUUUUUAAAUGCUAUAUUAAUUUUCUUAAAUUUAACAAUUGUUUUUAGUUUAUGUGCAAAAGUCUACUGAUAGUAGACCGAUAGUAGACACUGGCUUUCUAUUCAUUUUAACCCACACGAACACAGAGUCAAUAGUGACCUUGGUAUAGUAAGUACAUGGGUGUGAAUUCAGUAGUUAUCUUGAAUUCAGUGAAAUUCUGAAUAGUUAUCAUGUUUGGAGAUACUGUCAAUCUGAAAAAGUCAGAAAAGGAAGAAAGUCUUGAACAUUUAUGUUCACUGUCACUUUUUUAAUAGCAACUAUUUUCUGGAUGGAAUUUUUUUUACUGUUUUAUCACAUGAAAACACUUAAGUUAGAUGAUUAUAGUUUAUAGUUUCAGUUGAAAGAAAAUUAUUGCAAGAUUUCUUUUGGCAUAUUUAAUAUUAUUCAGUGAUAUAUUAAUAGUUAAGAAAGUGACAAAACAGCAACACUUUUCUCAAUUAAAUAUCAUGUACCUAACCAUCGUAACCAUGACUAUGAAAUAAGAAUAUUGAAGAGGGAGUCAGGCAGUAGCACAACGGUUUAAGCGCACAUGGCGCCAAGCGCAAGGAUGGGCAUAAGGAUCCCAGUUCAAGCCCCUGGCUCCCCACCUGAAGGGGAGUCACUUCACACGUGGUGAAGCAGGUGUCUGUCUUUCUUUCCCCCUCUCUGUCUUCCCCUCCUCUCUCCAUUUCUCUCUGACCUAUCCAACAAUGAUGACAUCAAUAACUAACUACAAGGGCAACAAAAGGGCAAAUAAAUAAAAAUAGUUUUUAAAAAAAGAAUAAUGAAGAAAAGGGGGUGGAUGAUGGUGCACCCGGUAGAGCACACAACUUACUAUGCAAGAAGACUAGGGUUCAAGCCCCCACGCCCACCUAUGGGGGGGGAGCUUCACAAGUGGAGAAGCAGUACUGUUGGUGUCUCACCUGCUCUCUUUCUCCUUCACUCAUCUCUCUCACACACUCAUGCUGCAUCAGAAGAAAAAUGGGAAAAGUGAUAAACAAGUAAAUUUCUACAUAGCAAAAAUUACAUAAAUGCUUCAGAUAUCAAAUAUCAUAUUCAUAAAAGUUAAUACAAUUCAGUGUAUUCACCUGCACACAAUAGUUUUAACUAGCAUAUGUUUCUGGUUUUCUAGCCCAAAACUAAUUAAAUAAGAAUAAUUGUGAUAGCAAUCUGGACACCAUCUGUAAACACAUCAGUUGCCAAGUUCCCCUUACUUCUUCAUUGCUUGAUGUGUAUAUAAACUCUAACAUGUGCAGUUAAAAAGAAUGACCUUGAGAGAGUGACAAUUUUAGUCAUCUAAUAUAUGUUAAUGAUAUUGUUGUACUCUAACUUCUGUAUUAAAGAUGGUACGAAAAGUAACUAAAAGCCAGCAUUUUUAACAAAAGAAAGAAGCAAUGACUUUAAAAAAAAAAAAUGAAUGACUGACUUUUAAGUAUAGAUAGCUACUUAUGUAGGUAAUAUAUAGGUUUUUAAAGACACUCAGAUUAUCUAUAGUAAGGCAAAUGCCCACCUCAGUGAUUUUUUUGGAAUAUUAUAUUGCACUAGAAAAUAAAGUGGCUCAUUUCCCUAGUAAGAAAUAGUAAUGAAAGAAUAGUUACAAACUGCAUGGUCUGCUUUAAAGUUUAAGAAGGCCUACUACUGCUUACUUCACCAAAGGUGGUGAAAAGAAUAGUUUUAGACUUAGAAUGUAAGUGCCAUUUGAGUAAAAAUACAUUUAGACAGAACACUUCAUUCUUGAGUGAUGUUGGAUAAAGUAUUGCUGUCAUUACAUUUCAGUAAUUUCUCUGUGCCUUGGUUCUCCACUUAUCUAAGUCUGUCUUAGCUCUUUAGCAAGAGAAGCUUGCCAUUUUAACAAGUAUGCUGUGAUAGUUUAGUAAAUUUCUAAGAUAAUUGAGAAAUCAUAAAACCUGUCAUCAUAUCUAUGAAUACCAUAACUGAUGUGAAUUGUAAUCCUUGUGUUACAUGCUUUCAAUGUCACUUUUAUGUCUGUGUGCCAAGAAAAUAAACAAUACCAUUCUAAAAAUA